UCGGAACCUCCGUUUCUCUUCAUCACAGUGAGAAGCUUGGCCUAGAAGAUCUCCAGGGGCCUUCUGAACUCUUGGAAAUUGGGCUGUUUUGAGAGGCUUGAAGCAGGAAGAGGCUGGGGUAGGGAGGAAAUCGGACCUCUUCCAUCUCUCCAGGGAUGGGGCUGAGCCAGAUGAUAUCAUAAUGGGCAGGGACCAUCCUAGAGGAGGAACCAGGGUGGGGUAGGAGCAGGAAGGCUGCUGGGGAGGGAAGCUGAGAGAUCCUCCACAGGAGUGGGGCGGAGCAGCUAGGAGCACCUGCUGGGCUAGAGGCGUGGGCUAUCUGGGAAAGGGGAGGGUGGUCACUGAUGUCUUGCAGGAGCCCUUGGUAGGUAGAGCCCACCACAGCAUCCCCUAGACCCCACUAUGUUCCUCUUUUCCCAUAAGACCAAGACCCCCAUCAGCACCUACAGUGACUCCUACAGGGCUCCUACCUCCAUCAAGGAGGUCUAUAAGGACCCACCUCUGUGGGCCUGGGAAGCCAACAAGUUUGUGACCCUGGGCCUGACUCAGACUGAGCGGCGCCACGUGGAUCCUGAAGCCCUGCAGAAGAUGGUCAAGUGUGCUGUGCAGGACUACAGCUAUAAGGGGUCCAUACCAGGCCACCCCUACUUGCCUGAGAAAUACUGGCUCUUUCAAGAGGAAGACAAAUGCAACCCAAACUACCUGUGUGGUAACCAGUAUGACACAUGGAGGAUGGGACCGUACAACCGCACCGGCUGGAACAAAUGUACCACAUACCUUCACCGGCUGCCUAAGGAGGCCGGGAUGGAGACAGUAGUUCGAGGAAUGCCCUUGGUGUACCCUCCUAAGCCGGAGCGACUCAACGCCUACGAGCGAGAGGUAGUGGUGAACAUGCUGAACUCGCUGUCCCGCAACCAGCCGCUGCCGCAGAUCACGCCUCGCUGCGGGUGUGUGGACUCGCUGCCGGGCCGCCUGCCCUUCCAGGGUUAUAAAAGCGCUUGCUCGGGCCGCCACUACUGUCUGCGCGGGAUGGACUACUGCGUCGCCGGGCCACCGUGCACCGAACGCCGCCUGCGGCCUUUGUGCGCAGAGCAGCCGACUGUAAGGAGUGUAUCGCCCUGCGAGCACCGGGCCGGAAUGCAAUGUGCUGUUAUAACUCCCCCGCCAUCGUACUACCCUUGUCCGAACCUUAGAUGGGACACAAGUCACUUCAAGAAGACCGGUGGCCCCCAGAGAAACAACUAUGUGGUCCACCCUGAGUUUGUGUCGGAGACCUAUCCUGAUUACCACUGCUGGUAGAGCCUGGCCUGGCCGGGCCAAGGGGGCUGAGCAAUAAAUAAACUCUUCACCCUAAA
Molecule: messenger RNA, 1355 nt
Organism: Vicugna pacos (alpaca)
Lineage: Eukaryota; Metazoa; Chordata; Mammalia; Artiodactyla; Camelidae
Gene: SPMIP6
Product: sperm microtubule inner protein 6
Cellular component (GO): manchette; perinuclear region of cytoplasm
Molecular function (GO): alpha-tubulin binding
Source: RefSeq, a predicted model, not a curated record